This is a messenger RNA of Ictalurus furcatus (blue catfish), 2922 nucleotides long. RefSeq names its product taste receptor type 1 member 1-like. The record is from RefSeq and is a predicted model, not a curated record. The coding region runs from base 649 to 2922 and encodes 757 amino acids. Gene Ontology annotation, cellular component: membrane. NCBI's taxonomy places the organism in Eukaryota, Metazoa, Chordata, Actinopteri, Siluriformes, Ictaluridae. The transcript has 5 exons. Gene Ontology annotation, molecular function: G protein-coupled receptor activity. Gene Ontology annotation, biological process: G protein-coupled receptor signaling pathway.
GGAGUGUGUUGCAGUCAUCAGAUUUGAAAUGAGUGCAUAUUUUCAAAAAUAAAUUAAAAUCACAAAGUAAAACAUCAAAUAAUGUGUUAAUGAUGUCUUCUCAAUAUAGUACAGGGUGAACUGAAUUUUGUUGUUUUGGGUUUUUUUUUUUUUUUGGCAUUUUCCAUACUGUCCCAACUUUUUCAGAAUUGGGGUUGUACUUGUUUUGUAAAACUGAUUACAACUAUGGCUUUUAAAAGAAACCUCCAGAUGUUCAGUGUACUCCCACAAUCAAGAGUCAGCUUUAAGUUGAAGUAGUUGAUAUGUCCAGUAUAUCAAUAUAUUGUGACUCAUGAAUUGAUGAAGGUGUCAAGUAUCUCCCAAGUGGAGGUGUAUGCAAAACAACACUUGCCUCCAAAUUGCAAAUUAGGUCACGUUGUCACACGAUCAAACAGCUGCAAGGUCAGGGAGAAAAAAUAAAAACAACUUGACUUACAUGUUGUAUCAAGUUUCUUCGAAGUGUUCGGCCAGUACAUCUGGAAGGGGGCAUAUGCAAAAUGGCAUUUGCCUCCAAAAUGCAAAGUGGAUUAUGUAAAGUUGGUCAUCUUAACUGCCUGACAUGACCACUGCUCUGUUCACCACACUGAUGUACAUUCAUCACAAGGAGCAAUGGUGCGUUGUGUGUUCUUAGGCUGCCUCUUGACUUUUGCUUUUUACUUUUUCGCCAAACAUGAAUGCAAGUCAAGUGAGUUUACCUUGCCAGGGGACUAUAUACUUGGGGGAAUUUUUGAUGUGCAUUCAGCCAGUGACGUUGUGAUUCCGAAUUCUCCUAUGGCACUAGAGUGCAAAACGCAGCCAUUUUCAAUGUCAGCUUAUCAGAUGCUCGAGGUGAUGCGGUUUGCUGUGGAGCAGAUUAAUAACUCCACAACCAUCUUGCCUAACAUCUCUCUUGGAUAUGAGAUCUUUGAUUACUGCUUAAAAACUCGGAGUUUUCCUUCAAUUCUCUAUUUUAUCUCAGACAAUGGACGAAUCAAUGUGUCGGCCAAGGAGAACAAACAUAAUGUUAUUGGUCUCGUGGGUGCAUAUGCAAGCUCAGAAUCUAUGUCUGUUGCACCUUUAUUCAUGAUGGACCUCAUUCCAAUGAUUAGCUAUGCCUCCUCCAGCUAUCGUCUAAGCAAUAAGUGGGUCUAUCCAAGUUUUUUGAGGACUGUACCAACCAACCAAGAUCUAAUUAUGGUUAUAAUUAAGCUAAUUCAGCAAUUUGGAUGGAAUUGGGUAGCUUUCAUUAGCAGCAAUGAUGCAUAUAGUCAAAAUGGCCUCGAAUUAUUUAUCAGUAACAUCAAAGACACCAGCAUCUGCUUGGCCUUUUUCUACGAACUUAAUUCAAAGUCCAAUUAUUCAGAUGUACUAAACAAGAUAGACUCACUCAGCAUCAACGUGAUCAUAGUCUUCACGCAGGCACUCCCUGCCCGAGAAUUUGUCAAAACAGCCAUCAGAAUCAAUAUUAGAGACAAAGUUUGGAUAGCGGGUGAUACAUGGUCUAUGGAUGAAGAACUUAUCAGUUACCCAGGCAUUGAGCAAAUUGGGACUAUUUUCGGUGUUACAGCAACAACUCUGAGUUUACCUGGAUUUGACGACUUUGUCUACCAAACAAGGCUCAUUGGGGAAAAUGAUGACUGUGUGAAUUGUGAGGAUGGAGAGACGUGCAAUCAGGUUUGCGAAAACUGCACAAACCUGAAUGCAGAGGACAUUAUAAGCCAAAACCCUACAUACUCAUUCUCCAUCCAGGCGGCUGUGUACGCCUUUGCCUACGCGCUCCAUCAAGCGCUCAAUUGCAGCAUGACAGGGUGUGAUCCACCUAGAGACAUCCCACCUUAUGUGGUAAAUCAUUGUGAAUGUGCUCACACCUAUUUCAUUGAUAAACCAUGUCGAUUAGUCCAAACUUCAAUACAUAAGUGCUGUUUUCAGUGUGAGAAAUGCAGUGCCCAUACAUACAUCAACACCACAGCGGAUGCUUACACUUGUACUCCAUGUGUAGAGGGUUACUGGUCUGAUGAAAUGAGCAUAAUCUGCAAAAAGCGCAUUAUUGUCUAUCUUCAACUCGAGGACCCUCUGUGCAUGUUAUUCUUCAUAUGUGCUGUGGCCUUCAUUGUUGUCUCCAUUGGACUCAUAAUCCUUUUUGGCAUCAACUACAACACUCCUGUGGUAAAGUCUGCUGGUGGUAAUAUGUGCUUGCUUAUGUUAUUUUGUUUGAUUCUGGCCAACAUUGGGGUGUUCUUUUACUUUGGAGUACCAGACCCAGUGAAUUGUGUUUUAAGGAAUGUCUUUUUCAUAUUUUUCUACACUAUUUGCCUUUCUUGUAUGGGUGUACGUUCCUUUCAAAUUGUUUGUGUCUUCAAAAUGGCUGCCCAGUUUCCAGAUGUCUAUCACUGGUGGAUGAAGAACAAUGGUCAGUGGCUCUGUAUUAAUGUCUACUCUUUCAUACAGCUUGUUGCUUGUGGGAUAUGGCUUCUAACCGGAAGACCCAAACCCUACAAUGACAGUACUUCUUUUAAAGAUCAGACUAUUUUGGCAUGUGAUAUGGGAUCAAUGGUCACAUCCACCUUGGCUUGGUCUUGUCUCUGGUUUCUUAGUAUAGUCUGUUUCUGUUUCUCCUACAUGGGCAAAGAUCUUCCAAAAAGCUACAGUGAAGCGAAGAACAUUACAUUUAGCUUGCUCGUAUUUUAUCUGGGCUGGAUUGCAUAUUUCACAGCGUACAUUGUGUUCAGAGGAGCUUACAUACAGCUUCUUAAUGCAGUUGCACAGCUGUCCAGUUCAUAUGGAAUUAUUAUAAGUUUCUAUAUGCCAAGGGCCUACAUCAUUAUUUUCCAACCCAAAAAGAACACCCAGGCAUACUUUCAGUCAUCAAUCCAGACAUAUACACAGACUCUUAGCAGAAUGUAG